GUUACGUUUUACGACGUCGAUUACUUGAUUUUUCGGACGGCCGUUUUUUCGGGACGUAACGUGUUUGCCAUUUGAUAGACCGUGAGUAGUUUGAUGAAAUAUAUUUAUUAUAAUUUAUAAAACUGUGUAAAACGAAGAGAGUUAAACUAUGGUACGAGCCGAUUUUUAUUGAGAAUGGUUGAUCACAUUACACGUGUAUACACGAUUUAUAGAUUAUAAUGUUGGCAACUCCAUUUUAGCGAAUUUGUCGUCUCAUCAUUAUUUUGACAACGGGGUUAUUUCCCGAUCGAUUCCCCGAUUCUCUGGUGUCCGAUGGGUGCGCUCUCUAUUCCGAUCGUAGGCAGACGAAGCACCGCCAUUGUUCCCGUUGCACGCCUUUUUAGUUUAUCUUAAAACCAUUUUUAUUUUUUAGUAUACUAAUCAUAUAAGACAUAAAUAAUCACCUAAUUGUACGAUAUUUGUACAUAAUUAUCUGUGUUGUGUGUAUUUAAUUUCAAUUGGCGUGUUUAGACUUUGGAUCUGGUAUAUUUAGUUUGCAUUAUUAUUAUGGAAUCCGCUAGCAGCAAGACCGGUGAUCAUCCUCAUGAAGACGUUGACAUUGAAAAGACCGAUAACCACGAUGAAGAGGUUGUAACACCCGAUUGUAAAUUAUGCUUAAUGUACUACUGUAUCGAGGAUGCAGUUGUCGAAAUUUGUAGAUUUUUAUUUUGGUUAGUAUCAUUUUAAUAAUUAUAAUAACAAUAUUAGGUUUAGUUAUAUAGUAAACACUAAAUAUGUAAUAAAGUAGGUUUAUUAAAAAAAAAAAAAUAAUACGAUUUAUGUGACGCUAGUAUUCUUCAAUUUUUCUUGAUACACUCGUUUCAUACGUUUUUGUUGGCGAGGGGCGGAUUGGGCCACUGGGAAUUCAGAAGUUUUCUCGGUGAGCCGCUGUUUAAAAUAACUAUUAUGAAAAGUAUUUUAUGUCAAAAAUUAUGUUGGAAUUUUUAAGUGUCCCUAAUAAAUAAUACUUUGGUAUACUAAUAAAUAAUAAUGUUUUAAAUUUAAAAUUUCUUUAAAAUAUACGUUGAAUGAAAUAUAGAUAAAUAAGUACCUACCUAUAUACUUAUGAAGAAUAUUUUUACUCCUUUAAGCCCGAGCUAGUGAUGGAGUAAUGUUCAACAAUACAAAAAGAAUAUAGUCUUGGAUUCUCAGUGGAGCCAAGAAUUUAUUGGUUUUACCAUGAUUUUUUUUUUAUACUUUAAAAAAAUUUUUCUAGAAAUAUUACUCCGACAUAUACAUACGCCACCAUUUUUGAAAGGAAAUAUUGUCUAUAUGGUACUUUAAGGACAUCAUUUUUUAAUUUUCAAAGCUGUUUUCAUAAUAUCUGGGAAAAAUCUGGACAAAAAUUAAGAAUACGGAAAUUUACAAAGAUAAUAAAAUUAUUAUUUUCAAUUUUGUUAUUUGUUGUAAUUUAGUUAAUAAUAUUUGUAGAGACUUAACAUUUGGACAGCAAAUUUAUAUUUGCCUUUUAUAGACGUGAUCAAAUUUUUUAUUAAUUUUUACGUAAUUUUUAUUCGGUAGGUACUCUGUGGUAAAAUUAUUAGACUUGACAGAAAUACUUUAAAAUUUAACAGGAGGUAAAUUAAUGUGAUGAAAAAAAAAAAAUUUGAGUUUAUGUACCUAAUUUUUUUUUUUUUUUAUAAAGGAAUUUUAAUGAAGUCAGAAUUUAUUUAUUUAUUUAAUUCCAAACAUAUUUCUAAGAAACCGUAAAUUUGUUAUUUCUUCACCUUUACACUACCUAUUUAAUUAACCACUAUCCCUCGGAAUUUUCCCUGAUGUUUGGAAAGCUAGUUUUAUUCGACCAAUUCCUAAGUCUUCUUCUGAUCUAUCCAAUAUUGCGAAUUACCGUCCAAUAUCCUUGCUUUCACUUAUACCUAAAAUAUUUGAAUCUAUAGUUGCUAACAAGGUUUUACCUGUUUUGAAUCAUGUAAUCAUAAAUGAUCAACAUGGUUUUCGACGCAAUAAAAGUACGAUUACUAAUUUACUUAACUUCCGGAACUUUGNUAAUUUUAAUCCGCAUAAUCUUCCUAAGGUUCUUUUUUCUUCUUUUCAUUCUUGUUCGAUUUGUUUAAUUGAGGUAUUUGAAUCACUUGACUCAUUAAGUUCCAAUUCCAGCCCUGGUCCCGAUUUAAUUCCAAACAUAUUUCUAAGAAACUGUAAAUUUUUUAUUUCUUCACCUUUACACUACCUAUUUAAUUACUCACUAUCCCUCGGAAUUUUUCUUGAUGCUUGGAAAACUAGUUUUAUUCGACCAAUUCCUAAGUCUUCUUUUGAUCUAUCCAAUAUUGCGAAUAACCGUCCAAUAUCCUUGCUUUCACUUAUACCUAAAAUAUUUGAAUCUAUAGUUGCAAACAAGGUUUUAUCUGUUUUGAAUCAUGUAAUCAUAAAUGAUCAACAUGGUUUUCGACGUAAUAAAAGUACGAUUACUAAUUUACUUAACUUCCAGAACUUUGCAUCUGACGCUCUUUCUCGUGGAUCGAAUGUUGAUGUCAUUUACACUGACUUUGCUAAGGCAUUCAAUAAAAUCAACCAUCAAAUCUUAUUUGUAAAAUUGAAACAAAUUGGUAUUUGUGGCACUUUUUUAUCCUGGAUUAUCUCCUUUAUUGUAGAUCGUCAGCAAAUCGUAGCUUACAAAGAGAACUGGUCUAUCCCAAUACGUGUUACAUCGGGCGUUCCUCAAGGGUCCCAUUUAGCACCAAUAUUAUUCCUUAUUUUUAUUAAUGACAUUCGUUUUCAUAAUUGCACUAAAUUUAUGUUUGCUGAUGACAUAAAGAUUUUCCGUAUAGUUAAUAAUCAAAAUGACGUUGAUUUACUUCAAUUCGAUUUAAAUACUCUUUACGAAUGGUGUACUACCAAUAAUUUUACUCUAAAUAUAAAUAAAUGCAAGGUUAUGACAUUUUCUAGACCUCGAGUAGUUCUAAAAUUUGAUUACUAUAUCAAUGGAGAACCACUACUUCGGACUUUGGGGCCUAUUAAGGACCUUGGUAUUUAUUUUGAUACUAAACUUAACUGAACUUGACUGUCAUAUUACCAACGUUGUUAACAGAUCUAAUAAAGUCCUUGGAUUUAUUCGUAAUAAUUGUACUGAUUUUGAUGAUUCAUUAGCUUUCAAAUCUAUAUAUUGCAGCUUGGUAUGUUCAAUUNCUUCGUACAUCCCACUUUUAACGAUGCUUACCCUCGAAACUCUAGUGCAACACCGUUUGCGAUUUUUAGAUUUGUACUUUUCGUUUAAACUUUUUACAGGAAAUAUUGACUGUCCUGAGUUUCUAAGUCACUUCUCCUUCCAUGCCCCAACUCGUAACACCCGGUCGAAAAACACUUUAUUCUAUCUUAAUACCCUAUCUUAAUACAGUAGUAACUAAUUAUGCAAAUAAUACUCCCCACCAUAGAAUUAUGAAAACUAUAAAUAGAUUAAAUAUCGAUUUGUUCAUCUCACCAAACUUCAGCUCUUUCAAAAUAUAUUGUAAUUUCAUACUUGUCAAUUCACAGCCAUAUAUAUAAUUAUUAUAAUUUAUAUUUUAUAUAUUUAUCUAUGUAUCUAUUGUAUAUAUUAUCUUUCGUAUUUUCCUUCUUGUCUUUUAUUUUUGUAUUGAAUUGUUAACGAACGAUUGUUAUUAUUAUUAAAAUUUAUGUAAUUGGGCCUGGCCCGUUUAAAACUUAAAAUAAAUAAAAGUCAGAAUUGAGCGGACCAUGGCCCUUCGAAAUUAUAGCUUUUUGAAAUCCUGAUAUUAUAUGUUAUGUUAAGUAACUCUAUAUUGUCAACUUUAUUUUAUUGUGUCUGUCGUAGUGUAAUGGUGCUAGGUAGCAACCUACCUAUUGACAUCAAAUCCGUGUUUCAGAAAAAAUUGUUUGCAUUUGUUUUUUCCCUUUUAUCUAAACAGGGAAAAAAACAAAGGUAUUUUGGUGUACCUAUACUAUAGGUCCUAUAGAGACCUAAGCCAUUGCUUGCUCAGACUUUUUAAUCAAAAAUACCCUUCAAUUUAUUGUGCAAAUGUUUCUACCAGAAAUCUUGCUCCAAUGUAUCAAUUAUAGCACCUUUUCUGAAAUUAAAUUUUAUCUACAUGGUACUUUAGGUAGUUCAUUUUUGACUGUCCCAGGAAUUUUCCCAAUAAAUGGAAAAUACUGGAAAUUUAAAUAUUGUUAAAAAAAUUAUAUAUUAUGCAUAUUGUGUUAUUAUUUUACCAUAUUGUGACAUUUAUAUUGUUGACAAAGCUCUACUAUUAACCGAAUUCCAUUCAGAAUCCUUUUUUUCGUUAGUAAUGGUUAAUUAGUGCGUACAGAUAAAAUACAUUAAAUUUCCCAUUUACCUUAUCAAUUUCCCUAUAACAGUGGCCCACCUACUUGUAAAGUAUGUCUAUAGUGUUCAAUAAUAUAAAAAGAAUACAUUUUUUUUUUUAUUCAAAUAUAAAAUAUUACUUACAGAUAUGAUUGACAAAUUAUAGAACUUAACAGUGCAUAAUAUCUUUCCAAAUGUGUAAAAGAAAUUGUAUUAAUGUUAAAAUAGGUAAUUAUAAUACAUGUUGACUAAAAUUCAGUAUUUGGUAAAUUAAAAGUUGGCUGGUACUUUUUUCGGACAGAAAUCUCUCCCCAAUCUGCCCCUGUUGUUGGCAUUCAGAUUUUGAUAAUUAAAUUAGUAUGAAAUAUGUGCAUUACAAUGAAACAAAAAUAAACUUGGCCAACCAUGAAACUCAAUAUUAGGUGAAAACUGAUAAUAUGGUUCACAAAUUUAAAAUUUACUUAGGUAAUUGUACAGAAUUUAAUCUAUUUAUUCUUACAUUGAUAAAUUUGAUUAAAAGCGCAAGUUUCUUAUAAUUAAAAUUGUUGAAAGAAACAUUAGGGUAUCUUUUAUUUAGAUAUAACUUGAACUAGACAUUCAUUGCAGGUAGCUUGUACAAUCACAAAAUUUAAUAGUACUACUGAAGUAUAUUGUACUGAAUUUUAAUAAAUGAUCAUAAGUUUAAUAAAGUUAUAAUAAUUCUGAAAAUUGAUAUGAAUUUAAUGUCAGGUCUACUUGAUUUCCCUACAUUUUUGAUUUUAUUUCCCCUAAUUCUAAAAAGCAAUAAUAAAAAAAGAUAAAUUGUAAAAAAUCGAAUAUUUUAAUUCUUGUAGAAAUUAAAAUCGAAGAAAAAAAAAGAUCAAAACGUGAGAAAAUCAAUCUCAAGUAGACUUGGCAAUAAAUUUAAACUUAAUUUCAGAAUUCUUAUUGCUUCACUAGAUCAAUCGGUAUGUUGAAAAUAGAGCACAUUUAAAUUAUUCUGAUGUCUCGCAUGUAUCAGAUAAAGACCGAAAAAUCACAAUUCACUUAAAUUGAUCUUAAGCUGAUAUUUAAUAAAUCUCAGUUUCAAUUGUACUGUGGUAGAGUGAUGUGUGGUAUUUUCGUUCGUUAUCUUUUUUUUUUGUUUACUGUAAUUUCAUUGUCGGACUGAGUUUGACUCUACUAAUCUAAUCUUGUACCAAUCCAAAAUAAUUUCUGCUUUAAAUGAGAGGCACCAAGUUAAUUUUAUUUGUACAAACUUUCAUUAAGCAUUCGACAAUGUUAACCAUCAACUCUUAUCAGUAAAGCUGGAAUAUUUUGGAUUAAAUCAUACUUAAUAAAUCGUUCUUAGGUCAUUAAAUUACUUUCUGUAGUUUCUUCUGAUAUUAAAGUUCACUCUGGCGUAUCACAAGGAUUUUAUUUAGGUUCUUUAUUAUUCAUUUUAUUUAUUAAUGAUUUGGUUGCCUAGUGUUUUUAUUAACGCCCAUAUAAAUGUUCUUUUGUUUGCUAAUGAUGCUAACAUAUUUUCGGAUUUAAAUUCACAAAGUAAUUGCAUUAAUUUAUUAAUAUUGAAAAGCUUAAUGAUAAGAGAAUUAUUAAUGGGUUAUCUCUUAACAUUAAUAACUAUCAGGUAAUAUUGUUUUCCUGUAAGAGAGAAACAAGAUUAUUCAACUAUUAGGAAAUUCUAUUUUACACAAUGGUUGAUUACAUUAGAGAAUUGGGAAUAAUUUUUGUAGAUAAUCUUUCUUUUUCUCGCCAUAUUAAUUUAUUAGUUAGUAAUGCUUUCAAGAUUCUUGGUUUUGUUAAUAGAAGUACAAAACAUUAAACAUAUACAUACUUUUGUAAUGUUAAAUUUCUCUCCUUUUAGGUCAAAGUUUGAGUUUAGUCCUCUAACUAUGCGGCUUUUAUUAAUCUUAUUGAAAAUGUUAAUAUAAAUAUAAUAAAUCUAUCUAUUAUAAAUUAAAUAUUAGUCUAUCUAGGGAUUCUUAUCAUUUACACUCUUCUCAGCUAGGUAUUACAUAUUGUGAUCCCAGAAGAAAAGUUAUUGAUUUGAUGUUUUUAUUUGACUUGCUUAAUGGAAAUGUACAUUGCCUGGAGUUACUUUCAAUAGUUGACUUUCACAUAAGUCAUAUUUACUUUAGGGUUAAUAAAUUGUUUCAUGUUCCAUUUUUUACCAAUAAUUAUAGCUCAGCAUUAUAUUUUUCUUGAAUUCUAAUAUUAGCAAAUAAAUUACCAUCUUGUGUUGAUUUAUUUUAUGUCUCGUGAAGUUUUUAAGUAUAAUGCAUAUAACACAUUGACUAUAAUUGUAUGCUGUAAUUUUAUCCUUGUUUUAUUUAUUUAUAUUUAUUUGAUUAUUAUUUCAUUAAUUUAAUUUUUAAUUACUUGUGCCAUUUAUGAUUGUCACUUUUCUUUUGUUAAAAGGUUUUUUCAUCCAUUUAUAAUUUAUAAAAUAUAAUAUCUUUUUUUUAAAUUUGUAUUUUGUAUUUGUUUGUAUAUUUUAAAUACAUUAAUUCUUUAUUAUUUGAGGCUUAUGGGUAAUAAUUAUAUAACAGAGAUUUAAUUUAUCACAUUAUAAUUUUCAGCUGCAAGGUAUACCCCCCUGAAUGAUUGGAAACAGUAUCAAGUUGUCAAGUAUGUCCAGUGUGAAUACCAAACAAGAUCCAAGGUAUUUUUUUAUAUUAAUAGUUUCAGAUACCAUAUUAUAAAAUAUUUAACAUAUUAUUUAAAACAAAUUAAUUAAUUAUAUAACAUAAAAAUCCUUAAUUCCACAAAAAAUAUUAGAUAUCAGUGGAUAAAACAAAUAUUGUCAAUUGUUGCAUCUAACCAUGUUCAUAUAAAAAAAACCAUGUGAAUUUUCAAUUGGACCACCUGAUUAUAUUCUUAUAGUUUGUGAGAUUCAGUUAUAUUAAUCUUAUAAUUUGUCCAAAGAAGGGGGGGAGGGUUAGGAGAUUUGGACGUUUGCAAUUUCUCAUUCAAUCUCCAAUUUACUAUUGCUGAAUUCAUAACUGGGAUAUGGCUUAAUAAAAUAAAAUAAAAUAUUUUAUGUUUGUCAUGAGCUAUGUUUUUCUUUAAACCUAUUAUUUUAUAUACAUUUUAUGUACAUUGUCAAUUUUGAAAAUCUUUGUUGAAUUUUUAAGGUUUAAAUUUUAAUUUUGAGUUUGGUAUCAAUUUUUCAAUGGUUUUAAUCGGUAUUUAAAUUAUCUUUAAAAAAUAAUUUCUCAAAAACUCCCCUCUUUGUACACUUCAUACUGAUGCUGUGGCAAUCUGACAUCACUCAUGUUCUCUUCUAUUGUUCUUCUCUUACCCUCCAACGUGAUAUCCUUUCUACCUUAAUAUCUUCUUAUAAUGUUCAUUUUAAUACCCAGUCUAUUCUUUCUUCACAAAUAACACCAAUCAUUAUUUUUAUAAUCUCCAUCAUCAAACAGGCUGGUGGUGUUAGAAUUUACAUUUCUUUAGUAAAUGUUUGUUUUUUAUUUUGUGUAACAUCAUGCUUACUUAUAAAGCUUACUAAUUUAAUUGUCGAAGCUAAUUGUACCACGAAGUUUGUAAUAAAAAAAAUACAUAUAUAUCAAUUACAUCCAUUUUUAUACCUACACUUGCCUUUUAAAGGCCAUUACUAGCUUUAAUAAUUUAAACAAAAUAUUUAAUGAAGUAAAAAAAAAAAAUGGGGAUACGAGCAAAUUAGGGGAAUUUAUGAAUACUAUUAAAGUAAUUAUUCUCAACAGAUAUGGCAACACUGUAUAAAAUAGAAAAAAAUUAUUGCAGCGGUUGAAAUAUACAUGAUUUUUUAAUUCCUGGAAAUAUUUCAAUUCAUAAAUUUUUAAUUGGUCAAAUAUGCAAAAAAAAGAUUUUAUUUGAAUUUAUUAUGUUAAUGUUAAAAUAUGCACUUAUAUGCAAAAUACAAUUUUGUAUUGAUAUUUUUUGUACUGUAAAUCGUACAUAUUAUCUUACUCUCACGGUUGCGCAUACAUCCAUUACAAACAUGAUUUAACACAUAAAUUUGUGCUCUGGUUAUACAUUUUCACCUGUAUUAUAAUUUAUAACUUGUAACACAUUAAUAAAUAAUAACGCGAUUCAAAACUAGUAUUUAUGUUCUAACUUAAAACUUAUAUAUUUUUUUUAUCAGUCAUCCUGUAUAGCACAAUGGAUAGUAUGUUCAUAAUGAAAUGUUUAAUUAGAUAUUUAAUUUAGGUGAUAGGAUUUCAUUAUUGUAAUUAUUUGAUGAGCUUUGAGUUAAACAACUAGAAUAUAAUAAGCAUAUUGGAUUUUGUUAUAGAUAUUAACCGGAAAAUAAGUAUCACACAAAUACAUAUGUUUUCUGUUGUCUUUAAUUUUAACAAUUGAAAAAUGACAACAGAUUUAUUCAUUAGAUUUUGUUAUUAAAUAUAUAAAUAUUUUUUUUUUUUAGAAACCAAGAAUUACGAAGACCAGCUGGCCAUAGAAGACAACUUCUUCCUGACAUAGCAUACAUAUUUGUUAUGUUAUCAAUAUUACUUCUACGCUACUACUAUAACUAAACUAUUAAUAUAACUAAACUACUACUAUAACUAAACUACUACUAUAACUAAACUACUACUAUAACUAAACUACUACUAUAACUAAACUAAUACUAUAACUAAACUACUACUAUAACUAAACUACUACUAUAACUAAACUACUACUAUAACUUAUUAUUACUUUUUCACUCUUAAAAAUUUUCAUAAUAGCACUUGUGUUAAAAAUAUUUAUCUAAAAAUUUGAUUACGUGACAUUUCGACCACUAAAUCGGCAACUACAUGAUUUUCGACUAAAUGACCUGCACCUUUAUAACUACACUACUACACUAAAAAAUAUAAGACAGAUGUUCAUGCUUCUAAAAACUUUAAUAUAUUCUAUAUACAAUUUUAAAAUAUGCUCGAUAAAACAUCAUUAUAUGCCUGAAAAAAUGUUAAUAAUAUUUAUUAAAACUGUUAAAAACUUAAAAUCAAAACCAAAUGGAUGAAUAACUUAAAUAAAAAAUUGAUUAUUUGUAUUGCUUUUCGUUUAUUGUCAAACUGUAAUGGUAAUUCAGAGUACUCAUGGGUACAUAGCUAUUGCCCAUUAGGUAUUUCCAAUUAAUAAAAUUUAUCGAUAAAGAUACAAUUUCUAAAAUAGUAAUAGACAAUGAUUUAAUGUUAAAUGUCAAGUAGAACCUAAAGAUACCAAAUAUGCAUUAUUAUGCACUAAUAAAAUAUAAAUAUGCUUUGAAAGAAAAAUGGAAAGAAAAAUAUGCAAUAUAACAAUUUUGCUUUCGUUUUUUAUAAGUCACAAAAAAAUAUCUAUCCUACUGUGCAACUUUUAUUAUUAAAGAAAAAAAACUGCAAAUUCAUGAACAUCUGUCUGUUACUAAUAAACAACUACUAUAAUUUUUUAUUUUCACUUUUUGAUUAGCUAAGUUAUGUAAAAUAGGUUGAGUUGAAUAUUAUUUAUUAACUUAUAUUAUUAGGUAUAUCUGUUUUUAUUUAUAUAACAAUGCAGUGCAACAAUCCAUUUUCAGGAAGAGUUUGACAAUGAUGAUAUCUAGAAUAGUGGGUUGCUACAACACUUUACCUACAGUACUCGUAUAACAAAACUUAACCACUGGGCUCUCUUAUCAAAUAUUGCUGGUGGAACAUAACCUAAC
Molecule: messenger RNA, 9935 nt
Organism: Cinara cedri
Lineage: Eukaryota; Metazoa; Arthropoda; Insecta; Hemiptera; Aphididae
Source: the annotation of a GenBank genome assembly